Molecule: messenger RNA, 1288 nt
Organism: Halteromyces radiatus
Lineage: Eukaryota; Fungi; Mucoromycota; Mucoromycetes; Mucorales; Cunninghamellaceae
Exons: 6
Coding region: 227-1150 (307 amino acids)
Biological process (GO): cellular response to misfolded protein
Cellular component (GO): endoplasmic reticulum membrane
Molecular function (GO): Hsp70 protein binding
Source: RefSeq, a predicted model, not a curated record
CUUUUCCUUUUUUUUUUUAAUACUCCCCACUAUCAAUCGGUUACUUAUUCAAUUACCCUUUUGACAUAAGAUACAUAUACAAACUAAGUCGCUCCUGACUUUUUUUUUUUUUUGUAUACCAUUCUAUUCACUUAUCAAGACAUAACAUUUAUACUUUUUGUCAAAUAGAAAGUCGGUCUUCAUUUUUUUUUUUUUUAGAUAUUUUCCACUCAAAAAUUAUAUAUAUAUGCCUUUUAUCAAUCCCUUAUCUUUUGUCAGUUCAACAAAAACUUCGGCAUCGUCGACUUCACCAGCAACGACAACAACAACAACAACCAACAAACUUAGUACUCCUACAUUUCCUAGCCAAGAUGGAAAAGCCGGUGCUGGUUCCGAUGCUCAAAAAUAUCGUUUUGUAGAAGAGAUAUUGAAUGCCCCUGACUACUAUCGUGUAUUGAAUGUGACUAAAAAAGCAACACCAGAAGAAAUUCGACGAGCCUAUAUCAAGCGUAGUAGGGUCUGUCAUCCUGAUAAGUUUGUUCCACCUUAUCCUCGAGCAACUGAAAGUUUUCAACUCCUGUCAUUGGCUUACGAAACAUUAUCCGACCCUUCCACCAAAUUGAUGUAUGACUUAUCCUCCAAUAAGAAACAAAAUUUUCAAUCAAGUACAAAAAAUCCAAAUGAUACUUUACAACGUGUUCUUCAUCAGUUAUUCAAUGAAAUGAUGGAUGGGGAAUUUCAGACCAUGCGGGCUUUUAUAUAUGCUUUGAACGAAACCAAUCCUGGUAUGCAUAUCAGUGAAGAUGCCAUCAUCCAUAUAGAGGUCGCCUUCCGAAAAAUGCGUGAGGUGUUUGUAUCCACUCAACAAUACUAUCAGGUGGUUCAAUUUGAAUUGAUGCGACUUUACGAAUUACAACAAGAAUUACGAGCACUGUCCUACUUCAACAUAUGGGGAAGAAUGCAAUUAUCCAUUACCAUGUGUAAAGUCUUAUUACAACUACCUAUUUUAAUCAAUACUGAGUCACGACAGAAACAACGACGUCAAAUUGAAGAUGAUAAGGAAGAAGAUGAUGAUCCUCAAGGUAUUCUCGGUACUCGAAUUGAAAAUGCAUUGAAAAUGGCUGUUGGAUUACUGGAAACUGGUGAACGCUACGCAAAUCAUACUUGGUGAUCUUUAUCUAUUAUAUUAUCCAUCUUCUCCGCAUUCAUUCAUUCAUCUUCAUUUUAGUGUUCCCCUUCCCUUUCGUCUUUUUUUUUUUUUCACUAUUGUUAUUAUACCCAAUUUUUUUUCAUUAUUAUUAUUAUUAUU